AUGGCGACUCUUUCAAUCUUUUUACACGGCCUCACAAUGCUUUCUUUUCUUGGUUCUGGGGGUGCGACUGCAGUCUCCGACUGUCUGGCACUCAAGCCUUAUCAGCUCAAAACUCCCCCACUGACCACUGACUGGACGGAGAAGGUGGGUAUAUCACCAUGGCCCGAAUACCCUCGCCCAUUACUAAGAAGGGAGGAUUGGAUGAACCUGAACGGUCCAUGGCAAUUCAAACCGGCCAAGGACUCUCAAGAUAUUCACCGUCCGCCGUUCGGCGGAUGUGGGUUCGCCAGUGAGAUCCUGGUGCCUUUUCCCAUGGAAAGCGGGCUCAGUGGCAUCAUGAAAAAUAACAUGUACAGCUGGUAUCGAAAGACAUUCGUUGUCCCUGAGGGCUGGUCGGGUAGCAAUGUCUUGGUGAACUUCGGAGCAGUGGAUUAUGAAGCCACGGUAUUUGUUAAUGGAAAGACCGCUGGGUUCCACCGAGGAGGAUAUUUCAGAUUUGCCUUGGAUUUGACUGACGCGCUUAACGAGCCGGGUGAAGAGAACGAACUGCUGGUGUUUGUCUAUGACCCAACCAAUUCCAACGGCACGCUAAUCCCCACCGGCAAGCAAGUUUUGGAUCCCAGUCACUAUUUUUAUACUCCUAGCAGUGGGAUCUGGCAAACGGUAUUUCUAGAACCAGUUCCCAAAGAACACAUUCUAGAGAUUGUGACCACCGCUGUGUAUGGCUUGUUUUGA
Molecule: messenger RNA, 735 nt
Organism: Puccinia graminis f. sp. tritici CRL 75-36-700-3
Lineage: Eukaryota; Fungi; Basidiomycota; Pucciniomycetes; Pucciniales; Pucciniaceae
Exons: 4
Coding region: 1-735 (244 amino acids)
Biological process (GO): carbohydrate metabolic process
Molecular function (GO): hydrolase activity, hydrolyzing O-glycosyl compounds
Source: RefSeq, a predicted model, not a curated record